This is a messenger RNA of Galendromus occidentalis (western predatory mite), 4755 nucleotides long. RefSeq lists its product as uncharacterized. Bases 1 to 4755 code for a protein of 1584 amino acids. The transcript is spliced from 2 exons. The record is from RefSeq and is a predicted model, not a curated record. Lineage: Eukaryota; Metazoa; Arthropoda; Arachnida; Mesostigmata; Phytoseiidae.
AUGUCAACCCACGAUACACCCGACGAAAAAUUAGAAGAAGUUUCAUCACACCGCCAGUCAACUCCGAAGAAAUCGAACAGACCUUGGAGAAUCGAUAUGGCAGAAGCAGUCGAUAGAGCCACUGUGAUUCGAGACUUGAUCGUAAGAGAGGUCAACGAAGUAGUCAGCUACGCACACAAAUUACUCGCAGGGCCAGCGAGAGACGUAGAAACACUGCAGGCGACUCUGGAUUUCAUGACAGAUCAUCUCAAGAAACUGGACGAGAGCAACGAGAAAGUCUGGCUCACGAUCUCAGAUAUGAAAAAACUCACCGAAGAUCGAGCCGCCCAAAACACAUUGGCACUCCAGACUAGAAUCGUCAAAUGCAAGCUGAAGCGAGCGAUCGCUGAGGUGGAUACACGACGGACGGUCGAGAACAACAAUCCGGAGGCGCAACACCAGCCAAGAUGUCAGGAGACAUUAAAGAACGCACGAACGCUAGAACCAUUGAAAAUGGAUCGUUUCGACGGAAAAUUGGAAAAUUGGCUCCCAUGGUGGUCUCGCUUCACUGAGCGAAUCCACAAUGACGCCAAACUCAGCGAUAGGACGCGAUACGAUUACCUCCUUCAAUAUUUGUCGAAAGAGGUUAGGGAAAGGCUCAAGACGAUUCCGAUAGACGAGGAGUUUUACAAGGCCGCGGUCGACCGAUUGAAGGCAGACUUCGGCAAUACGGAGAAGCUACGGAACUUCUACACUCAGCAACUGAUGAGUAUCAAGCCUAUCGUCUCUCGAUACGAUGUCAAUAGUAUUCGAGAGCUCAUCCAGGUCGUACGAAUGAGCAUGAUAGCCCUAGCCAAGAUAGGAAUGCCACAGGAAGCUAUCGCCCCUUUCGUUUUUCCCAGGAUCAAAGAGAGCCUACCAAUCGAAAUAUACCUUGAGUUCAAAGCAGCGUCGCGCGCCGACAGAUCCGAAAACGAAACUGCAUCGUCAAUAUCGACGAUGGCAAGCUGCGAAUUAUUGGACCGUCUCCUGGACUUCAUGGAGAAGUUCGUUACCGACCUCGAGGACAUUGAGGAGCGAAAGCUUCAACAAGCACAAAAUGCCAACAGCAGGAAGCUAGCUCUAGUACCGACAUCGGUCGCCUUGAAGACAGAAGUCAAACCGCUACUAGUAAAGAGGACCGAUUCAUCUCGGACGAGAUUCAAGGCUGACACUGAAAACCCGACACCACAGACGUGUUUUUUCUGUAAAUCGAACGAACACCGAACUCAAUCGUGUUCAGACGAUUCGACCAGUACCCAACAGAAGCGAGAAAGCCUCAUCAAAGACAACAGAUGUUGCAAAUGCUCUAAGAAGGGACAUCGCGCCGCAACGUGCCGGAGCAUUCCUCUCUGCACCAAGUGCAAUCGAAGGGGUCAUAUGACACCUUUGUGUAGCCCGAUGACCGCAUUUACGGCGCACUGCAGCAACGAAGAAAAAAGUUCCGAGUCUCAUUCAUGCAAGGAUUACCGAGAAUCCAGCGAAUACUACAUAACGGUGACAGCAGUCGCCAUCGGACCCACCGGCAAACGACGACGAGUGCGUAUACUUUUCGACUCAGCUUCACAAAGAUCCUUUAUCCGAAACAAAGUCAUCGAACAGCUCGGGUUCAGCAUGAAAUCACUCGACAAGAUCCCAGUCUCACUCAAGAUGUUGAAUCAAGCCACAGUUCUGACGGAAACAGCCCUAGUAGAUUUGAGACUGCAGAAUAACGAGGGACAUACCACCGAAUGGUUCAAAUUCUACACCUUAGACCGGAUCUGUAGCGAUCAGGUCCAGCCCGAAGUAGAUCAACGUCUGAUGAGACAACUCGCCGGAUUAGGCAUAAACUUAUCGGAUGACCACGAUCCCAAAUCUCCGAUAGACAUCUUGGUAGGGGCAGACCAACUGGUCAGUGUGCAAACUCAUAACGCACAUAGGCUUCAGAAGACUUUGGAGGUUGUCGAAACCGCAUUCGGAUGGGCCUUGUUCGGAUCAAGGAAACAUUCGCAAAUAAGGGAGUUCACAGCAAAUCAUGUACAAAUUUCGUGUCUACAGUGUGCGAUUCCGCGAAUGGUGCCCAUGAAUGCAGAAAAGCAGCUCGAUCAGCAAUUCCGCAGAUACGUAGAAGCAGAGGCAAUGGCUAUCGAAGAGGAGCCUCGGAACAGCGAUGACCAGUUCAUCGAAGAGUUCAUGGAGAAGCGGGAAACCAAGGAAAUCUUCGCCCAUGGGUCGUUCAACCUGCGGAAGUGGAUGUCGAACUCGCCGGUCCUAAUGGCCGUCUUCAGAGAGAAUGGAGACGGCGUCGAAAAGUUCGACGUAGCAGACUGGUAUAAUGUACUGGGCAUGCAGUACAAUCCGGGAACUGACUCCAUGAAGCUCAAGGUGCCGGCCCAAGGCGCGAUACCCGAGAUCGUCACGAAAAGAUCUGUGUUAAGUGCCAUCGCUUCAAUCUUCGAUCGCAUGGGCAUCGCAGCUCCACUCUUGGUACAUGCGAAGCUGCUGAUGCAAAAGAUGUGGUCUUUAAAUCUGGCUUGGGAUGAUCCAGUGCCGCAGGAGGUCGAGAGAGACUUCAAAACAUGGUCUAAGGAACUGAAAUACCUGGAUUCCAUUGUAAUCCCACGAAGCUACUGGCAACAUGACACUCAGGACUCGAGAGUUUUGCACGUAUUCUCUGAUGCGUCUCGAUAUGCAUAUGGUUUCUGUGCAUAUAUUGUUUCGAGAUCGGCUCAGGGUUGUACGAGCUCAUUCCUUCUCGCCAAGUCCAGAGUGGCACCACUGAAAAACGCAACGAUCCCGCGACUCGAACUCAUGGCAAUGACUCUGGCGGCCGAGGCUAUCGACUAUAUUCGAACGCACUGCGGUAUCGCGUUCGACGAACAACACGUAUGGACCGACAACUCGGGAGUAUACUUCCAAGUCACUUCGGAGCAACCAGAGAAACUGGCAACAUUUGCACGAAAUCGUGUUCUCAAGAUUAAGCGUCUCACCAACGGCACUGAGAUUCAUCAUGUCCCCGGAGAGCUAAAUCCAGCUGAUUUGGUGAGCCGCGGCUGCACGUUCAAGGAGUUCAGCGAGAGCAUCUGGCUAACAGGGCCAAAGUUCAUCACGGAACCAGCGCAUAACUGGCCAAGGCUCGCGAAACAAAAACAUCUAGUCAUCGACGCUCAUAUGGUCGGAAUCGAAGAGACACCGUUCAAAAGCUUCAUUGUCACAAGACCAGAACCACCGAUACAGGUCAGCGUCAAUUUAAUCGACAAACCAACAGCCGAGCGUCCUCCAGCGGUAAUUCUGCGAUUCGACACGUGCAGUCGAUGGUCGAUCUAUCUCCGAGCAAUAGUCCGAUUUCGGAGGGCGAUCGAUCAUUGGAGACAUCGAAUCACGAAACGCGAAUUGACAAUGCCAAUACUCCAAGCGGAACUCACGCGUGCUGAGGAGUUUAUCGUCUCGCAAGUACAAGCAGAAUGCUAUGGCAAUGAAUACCGAUGCCUCCUCACAGAUUCCGGCCUACCGAGAAAGUCAACAUUGAGAGUGUUCAACCCAUUUCUCAAGGACAAUCUCAUCGCCCUCGGGGGAAGAUUGGGAGAUCAUUUAGGUGAUCUUCCCAAGAACCCUAUAAUUCUCCCACCCAAACAUCCGGUUACGAAGAUGAUCCUCAGGUACAUCCACGAGCGCAGUUGUCACGCUGGCCCUCGACUAGUCCUCAUGACGGCUCGCCAGAAGUAUUGGGUCCCGCAGGGCAGACGACUAAUCCAGAAUUUGAUCCACGGCUGCAAGAACUGUAGAGUAUUCCAUGCAAAACCCGUAUCAACGCCCAUGGGACCGCCGCCCGACGUCCGAGUGACGAAAUCCCACCCGUUUGAACACGUCGGAACAGACGUGAUCGGCCCUUUGUUCAUCAACGAAGCAAAGGAACAGAAGAAGAUAUGGAUAAUCAUCUUUACCUGCUGUGCUAUGCGGGCCAUACAUCUAGAAAUAUUGAACUCACUAUCAACAACCGAGUUCAUGAUGAGCCUUCGCCGCUUCAAGGCACGUCGUGGCUGCCCUAGAACCUUCUACUCGGACAACGCCAAAGCGUUCAAACGAGCAGCGGAAGAUCUCAAGGUCUUGGGAGAAAUCAUGCAGGGAACGACGGUCCGGGAAGCACUCGCCAGAGACGGAAUCGAGUGGAAAUUCUCAAUUGAAAAAUCUCCAUGGCAGAUGGGAUUUACGGAGCGCCUUGUCGGGAGCGUCAAGUCAGCACUCAGGAGGGUACUCGGGAAGGCGGUGGUCAACGCACAGGAGAUGGCAACCGUGCUGUGCGAAGUCGAGCUAAUGGUGAACAAGCGACCACUCUGCGAGGUGCCAGACGCUGAGCAUAUCGAUGUGUUAACGCCAUUGCAUUUUCUGGUUAUCCGCACCGAAGACCCCACCCAGGACUCGGCUGUCCCCGCUAAACUCAAGUCGAGCGAUGUAUUAAAGCGAUGGAGACACAAGAAGACGAUUGUCGAGUCCUUGUGGAAACGUUGGGAACACGAGUAUUUGUUGCUCCUCCGCAAUUUCCAUGAGACUUCUCCUCGCGAUUUACAAACGCUCAAGGUUGGACAGGUUGUCAUUAUAAAGGAUACCCAGACGCCAAAACUAUGUUGGAAGAUUGGGCGAGUAGAGAAGUUGAAUAUCAGUAGGGAUAACAUUGUCAGAUCAUGUAUGUUGAGGAGGGGGAACGGUAAAAAUCUACAGAGACCGUUAUCGCUUUUAUACCCUCUGGAAAUCGAAUAA